Molecule: messenger RNA, 1140 nt
Organism: Saitoella complicata NRRL Y-17804
Lineage: Eukaryota; Fungi; Ascomycota; Saitoellomycetes; Saitoellales; Saitoellaceae
Exons: 2
Coding region: 1-1140 (379 amino acids)
Biological process (GO): protein import into peroxisome matrix; protein monoubiquitination
Cellular component (GO): peroxisomal membrane; peroxisomal importomer complex
Molecular function (GO): zinc ion binding; ubiquitin-protein transferase activity; protein binding
Source: RefSeq, a predicted model, not a curated record
AUGGAGUUCUUGUCAAACAUUUCAGGCGCUGGAGACAUCGAUCCAUACAGGCCAUCUCUCUUCGAACUCAUUGCUGUCGACCAGCUGCGUGAUCUCUUGCAACCGGCACUGCGCUACAUCCUUGCUUUCUAUGCACAACGGUACCCGCGAUACCUACUACGAAUCGUCAACAAACAUGACGAAUUCUACGCUGGCUUGAUGCUGUUGAUCGAAAGGCAUUAUCUGAAGCAAUGGAAUGGUUCGUUCGCGGAAAACUUUUACGGCCUGAUGCGCGAACGCAGCCCUCAGAUCAAGUUUUCACGGGCGGCGGCUUGUCAGCCAGGUCUUCUGGCGAAAGCCUUGAAGCUUAGAGACAGGGACGUGUGGAAAUCCUUGUUUGUACUGGUUGGUAUACCGUACAUCAAAGCGAAACUCGAUGACCUCUAUGAAGUAGAAGCUGGUGCUUCUAUACUGGGUGCUGGUUUCGUCAGAAAUCGCGGAACGGAAGAGUCUGCGUCAAGAAUACAAAAACUCCGAAGAGCCUUGCGCCAAACAUUCAUCCUGGUGUACCCAUCGCUUAACGCAGCAUAUUACAUCAGUGUCCUAGCCUACAACAUAGCAUAUCUAUUCGAUAAAUCGGCAUUUCAUACACCAUGGCUGGCUCUUACGGGGGUAAGGAUCAGGAGAGCAGGCCCGUCAGAUCUUACCCCUCCUCCACCAGCCAGGGCAUCUCGACCAGUACCACCCAAUAUUGGAUUAUCAUUAUUCAACCCUCUCGUUGCACAGCGACUGCUGCUCCCAAAGUUGCUAGACGGUCUGAAGAUCGUCCUACCAGCAGCCAUGUUCUUCCUCAAGUUCUUGGAAUGGUGGCAAGCUUCCCCAUUCGCGAAGCAGCUCAGUGCGGAAGCAUCGUCUUCCAUCGCAUUACCUCCUCCGUCCCCAGUGGCCUCAGACCCCGCACCUGACGCUCUAAAGAACGAGGGUGACUCCAGCAAAUGCGGGUUGUGUGGGAACCCUCAUACAAACCCGACUAUGAUUCCGACUGGGUAUGUUUUCUGCUAUACUUGUGCGUACCGAUGGCUGGAGGAUAAGGGUUGUUGUCCAGUCACGCGUGUGAAGGUGGAAGCUGGGGUUGAGGGUCUGCGACGGAUCUUGGUGUAA